This is a messenger RNA of Caenorhabditis remanei, 4317 nucleotides long. RefSeq lists its product as uncharacterized. Bases 1 to 4317 code for a protein of 1438 amino acids. The record is from RefSeq and is a predicted model, not a curated record. Gene Ontology annotation, biological process: proteasomal ubiquitin-independent protein catabolic process. The transcript has 8 exons. Gene Ontology annotation, molecular function: proteasome binding; peptidase activator activity. NCBI's taxonomy places the organism in Eukaryota, Metazoa, Nematoda, Chromadorea, Rhabditida, Rhabditidae. Gene Ontology annotation, cellular component: cytosol; nucleus.
AUGGACUCGUCGGGAACCUACCGUACUGUACCAUCCACACAGUCGACAGUUUAUUCAGCACCCCAUGGAAGCAGGGGUGUCUCCAGAUCGUUUAGCUGUUUUAUUGUAACAACUUUUUGCUAUUUAGGAAAUAGAUAUGCCCUGCUCAAAGUUCUUGACAAAUCAAAAGGGAAGCUGGAUGUAGCUGUGAUGAAGUGUUGUGCAGGAAAUAUGAGCGAUUCGGAAGAUGACAUCUCGUCGUCUGAGUCAGACACCGACACCGAGGAUCUGGAGGAAGACACCGACAUGGAAGACCUCGACACGGAACUGGAGAGUGUUCAUAGUGAUGAAGAAUGUCUGGAAAUAGAAGACGCUGCCAAGAAACACUUCUCGGAGGAGAUUUGGCAACUCAAGAAGCUACCAUAUCGUGCAGAACUCGAAGAGCAAGCCAACCGGCACUUCCAAAUGAUUAAAAAGGGACUCGCAGAAUCGAUUCUCCUGAACGAUGCUGAAACUGGAUUUUGGCAUUGGACGAUGGAGCUCGACAGGUACAUCGACUUUUAUGGCCGUCGGUUUUCAAAAGAAGAGCACAUCCAACUGAUUCGCAUCUUCCUUCCGCUUCUUAAAAAAGGAGCACUUUUCCGGAAUGUGAAAAUCGCGAUGCGCAGAUUGUGCACUCUACUUUGUAAAAAGGAUUUUCUGACUCGCGAAGAUUUGGUUAUCGAGUGGCGACCAUUGAUGGAGCUCUAUGUUGAAGUUACGUUCAAGAAUCUCGAGGACGAUGGCCUGUUUCUGAUGCCAGUCGGAUUCCGAACAGAUUUGCACACACUGAUAGUCUACGCUCGCCCCUACUUCUCAGAUGAAUCAGUUCAAGAACUCCUCGAUGAAGUCAGACCGUUCAUGUGCAUUUGGGAUGAUGAAUCGUGCCUUCGAUAUUGGAAACUGAUGGAUUUGUUUCUGUGCACAUCUUUACCAGUAGAGAAGCAGCUCUCACAUGGAUCUGCUAUUUGGUUCGAUGAAGCAUGGUAUUGGUAUGAACAAAUCACGAAUAAUUCAUUUUUUGAGACAAAAGCCACCAAAAUGUUCGCAAGACUAUCUGUCGAAUGUCCCGGUCACAUUGACUGGACGGACAAGCUGGAUCUCAUUUUCAGUCGCCUUCUGAGAUCUUUACGCCUUGGACAUGUCACUGCACUCUGCCAAAUUUUCAAUCUGAAAUACGGAUCCAUCUGGCUAGUUUUCAUGAUGGGAACAAAAUCACACGAAAAGUUGAUGAGUCACCUGCGUGAUUUGUUCAAUCAAGUCGAAUCAUUCUUGCACCCGUCGAACAAUGGACUCCAUACAAAACGCAUUAUGGUUCUUCUCUCCAAACUGCUUUCGAACACACUCCUUCGGUUAAAAAGAGAACGAUCUGAAAAAUCCAGAACAUUGACGAAGAUUCCCGAUGAAAUGCGACUGACACAAGAGCAUCUCGACGAGCUGGUCAACAUGCUACUGCCAAGUCUCAAGCUCAUCGCGUUCACCAAAACAUGCAAGAAACUCGUCAGCCCUGCAUUCAGAUCUGCAUGUCUGUUAUGUCCCAAGAUCAUCCUUCCAGUCGUUCUUGAAAUGGUCUAUCCGGCACUUGAAACGUUGGUCGAACCACAUCGUCUACUUCAAACUCUCGAAACUCUUCUCGGUGUUUUGAUUCCACUAGUGAACGAUGAGCCGGAUGAAAACGGGAAAACUUAUCGAAUUCAUGUUAUUACGAUACUCAAUUCGUUGCUACCUUGCUACCUCGAUUGUAAUGAUAUUAGCAAGUGCCAGGUCACAUAUCAAAUCAUCACAGUUAUUGUGAAUAUGAUUCCAAUCGUUGAUUGCUCAGAAGCAGUUCAUGUUCGAUGCAAUCUCAGCGAGGACGAAAAAGAUCUUUGUUCAGCGACGGCUAGCUUUGAUUCGCUCAUCUCUAUGCUUAUGGAUCGAAUGUUUGACAUGUUGAUAGCUGUUGGUCAAACAGCUAGUACAACCAGCACACAUGGAUCAAUCUCUGCAAAAACUGUAAAUAACAUUGAGGAUAAGAUCUUCCACCGAGGGACCUUAUCAGUCUUCAGAGGAAUCUGCAGAAACAGUAGCACAGAGUUGUUCAAUAUUGCUGUUAACAAGUUGUACAAUUUCGCAUGUGAGCAUGUAUUCGAUAGUCGAGUUGCCAACGAAGUGAUUGGAGAUAUGAUUCAAGUGGCGUGCCAGUUCCAUCCCGACAUCGUCUUCCAGAAAUUCUUCAAACUUGUUAUCUCCAAGUUACAGGGAUGUAUUACUCCUGAGUUCUAUACGGAUGAGAAAGUUGAGUUUGGAACUCUCUGGUGGAUCUCGAUUUCAUCUAGAAUUAUCAAAGUGCAUCCAAAGCUUCUUUUGGAUAACUGGAACAUGGUUGAAACUCUCAUGGAUCUUGUAAUGCCCGACAAGAAGUGUACUACUGCUACUGAAAAGGCGCUCAACGUUCUCGAAAACCUUCUAAGUCAAUUGACAUCCAUUCAAAUCAAUUCUCUUAUCGAGCGGCGGAAAAUGUAUGAUCUUCCAACAGAUCAAUUCUUGGCUAUCAGACAUUGGGCAGCUCCCAUUGAUAAGAAGAACUGGAAUCCAGAGUGGAUCAUUCCCACUCAAGAAUCUAUUGACCGAUCAACAGAACUUCUGAGAAAAUGGUUGAUACCAACAAUUAAUGCACUGAAAACUCCUAUCGGAAUAUCCAAAAAAGAAAUGCUUCAUCACCUUUACCUAAUCAGAAGUGCACUCCUUGGGCCAUGCUUCUCUUUGCCUCUUUUCGAGGGAAAGAUCAUGCCACUAGCCGACUCGCACAUUAUUUCCCCCGAAGACGAAAUGAUGACAAUUGUGAAACCAAAGGGAACACCCGAAAUCUCAAUUGAUGGAAAAAAUGUGCGACAGAUAAUCCUUGAAUGCACAAUUGACUUGAUCAAUUGGCUUCUAGAUCACAAUCCGGAUGACGUAAAAUCCCUUCAAGAAGCGGUUUCAAUUCUCAAAAGUUUGCCACUCAAUCGUGGUUACACCAAAGAAUUGUGCGACACGUCAUCAACUAGUUAUCGUGUCACCAAAACAAUGCUCUGCGACAAGUUGGCUGGAGAUCGUAGUAAUAUCGAGACGAUUGUGGAGGAGUACAUCAUGUUAUUGCAUCAAAAGCGUGUUGCUCACACGCAAGGAUGGCAUUAUAACGAACACCACAAGCUUCUACAGGAUACGUUAUUAAAAGUAGCCACAAGUACAUACAGUGAGAACCGUGCUAAAGCCCAGGCCGUUCUUCUCGGCAAUCUCAUAGAGCAUCCAUACUCAUACAAGCAAAUCGUUAUUGAUAUUCUUUCAUUUUUGGAACCUGGAAAUGACGUGACCCAUGAGCAACUAAAAGGAGCUCUACACUUGCUUAUUGAUGGCCAGGAGCAGUCGUUGAUUCUUCGUAAGGGAUUCGAACAACAGUUGAAAAUGUGGCCUGCGCUUGUCAAAGUUCAGCACAGCGAGAAGCCAUCGAUCAUUGCUCUUCUCGAAACGGCUCAGAACACGAUCGUCGAUGACUAUGAGAGUUAUCGUCUGAAAUACGAGUGGGAACCGAAAAACGUGGAAGCUGCCUGGAAGCUGUUGAAAGCCGCUGAUGAAGGAUCUCCCUUGCACAACGCCGAAAUGCUCCGUGGUCCAACGAAAGUGGAAAUCGCCAAAUACAGAGAUUUGCUUACGGAAAAUUUCGAGAAGUCAAAGUCUAACUACUUCUCGUUGAUCGAACAACUAUUUUCUCUUGCUAAUGACCCAACUCUUCACUGGCGUCAUCUUGAUAUGUCUUAUUCGAUGCUGUCAAUGCAAAUUCGGCGGGACUGCCCUCUUCCGGAUAAUGUUGUAAAGAUGUUUGUACGGCUACUUAUUAACGAUCGAGUCAAGACCAGAAGAUUCGCAGCUGAGGCUGUUGCUUCAUGGUUGAAGAUGACAAAACCGAAAGCAGUCAAGCGAGAAUAUUUAAUUCCAUACAAGGCACCAAACACUUCGGUUGGCGCCAAACAUCCUAUUCCAUAUGGCUUCCGAACGGACAACCGUUGCAUGAUGUACGAAGAAGAGAAGUUACCGAAAACUAAUGAAGAAUGGGAUGCAUUCCAGUUCUGUUGCAAACAAAACUGGGGAUCCUACACGUGGCCUGCAAAACUGAGAACAUACGCUCCAUUGAAAGAGCAGAAGGCUAUCGACAGGAGCUAUGAUGAGUUCCACGAAGUUGAGAAGUAUAUUGUGGAAACAUUCCAAGAUGACAAAUUCAUGACUCGUUUCCGUGAACUUUUCUCCGUCGAGAAGGAAGAUGAAGAGAAGGAAAGUUAA